Cornus florida is the source of this 1414-nucleotide messenger RNA. RefSeq lists its product as uncharacterized. The record is from RefSeq and is a predicted model, not a curated record. The transcript is spliced from 13 exons. The coding region runs from base 91 to 1002 and encodes 303 amino acids. NCBI's taxonomy places the organism in Eukaryota, Viridiplantae, Streptophyta, Magnoliopsida, Cornales, Cornaceae.
ACAAUUCACAGCCCUACUCGUUAUUCUGAAAAUUCUCUUUCUCACCGGGGAAGAGAGAGAAGGCUGUGUAUAGUGUUUGUGACCAUCAAGAUGGCGAUGCAAACUGGCAUGGGGGUUACCAAGAUUUUAAUCUUGGCUGGAGCAGGUACUUUUCUGCUCAAGAACGGGAAGUUAUCUGAUUUAUUGGGCGAACUCGAGUCACUGUUGAAAGGUUUGAAAAAUUCUGGGGAUUCAUCAGAUGCUGACUCCGACGCUGUCGCUGCACAGGUGCGGCGACUAGCGAUGGAGGUACGACAACUGGCCUCUGGAAGACAGAUAACUGUUCUGAAUGGGAAUUCUGGCCAAAUUGGUAACAUGACAUCUCUUAUAGUACCAGCUGCUGCCUUGGGCGCAUUGGGGUACGGAUACAUGUGGUGGAAGGGUCUUUCAUUCUCAGAUCUUAUGUAUGUAACAAAGCAAAACAUGGCAAAUGCUGUUUCAAACCUGACAAAACAUCUGGAGCAUGUCUCUGAUGUUCUUGCUGCAACAAAGAAGCAUUUGACACAGCGAAUUGAGAACUUGGAUGGGAAAUUGGAUGAGCAGGUGGAGAUAUCCAAGUUAAUUAGGAACGAGGUUACUGAUGUUCGUGGUGACCUUUCUCAAAUUGGCUUUGACUUGAAUGCACUACAGAGAACGGUUUCUGGUUUGGAUGGGAAGAUUGGUUCAUUGGAAUAUAAGCAGGAUGUUACAAAUGUUGGUGUGUGGUUCCUGUGCAACUUCGCUGAAGGGAAGAAGGUUAAAAUGCCUGAAGUGCUGCAGGAGCAACUUAAACUUCCUGGCAAGUCCCGUGGUUUUCUCACAUCUUCAGAAACUCCAAGUCUUAUGGGUCUCAAAGAGAUUGCGGACUCUUUAGCGUCAGAGAAUGCUGAUGGGUCAAUAAGGGAUGGUGUCAUGCAAAAUGGUAUUGAUAAGACAGAUGAUCCAAGGAGGACCCUAAAGAGGGCUGCUACGGCCAAGUGCUGAUCAGAACGUUUUUGGAAGAAGUCAAUCUAGUUAUUGUUUUCGGCAUGUCCUGGGGCAUACGAUGAUUCUUUCACCAUCUGGGGCGUUAAUAUACCUACUAAAAUAUCCCCCCAAGGACACACGAGUAUAAAUACCCUCUUAUGGAGGAAGACUACUUUAACAGGAGUUUCAGAUUGUAUACGUGGUUAUACUCUAAAACUUGAUGUAUUAUUACAAAACCAACUUUUAGUUCAUGAUUCUUUCACGAACAAAAAAAAAUUGAUGUUACUUUGUUGAUGUAGUGGCUUGAUUUUGUUCUUUUUUUGGUUCAGAUGGACUCACAUGUAUAUUUAUUAAACCUUAUUCUUGAAAGAUGAUAUAUGUGGGAUGGGAACCAGAACUGGAUCUCAGGCCACUAUUCCGUUGGCAGUAA